AUGUUCAAGAAUAAUAUUUUGACUUCAAUUAUAUGCCGGAACUUUCAUGUUCAAUCGGGGUUGAAGAAAUUUGUCAAUCGUCAACGAUUACCGAUUAAUUGUGGUCAGCCCAUCCAUGAAACGAGGCCAUAUCUUUUAAAGGCAGGGGAAUUGACUCCUGGUAUUACUGCGUUAGAGUACUUUAAAAGAAGAGUUAAGCUUGCCGAUAAACUUGCUGCCAAAUCAUGUGCAAUCAUUGCCGGUUCUCAAGUAAAAUACGCAUCCGGAGCAGUAUUCUAUCCAUUCCAACAGAACAAUGAUAUGUACUAUCUCACUGGCUGGAAUGAACCUGAUUCUGUCAUGAUAAUCGAGAAACCAAACAACAAUCCCGAAGAUGUAGUGCUACAUAUGAUGGUUCCUCCAAAGGAUCCUUUUGCUGAGAAAUGGGAAGGGUUCCGCACCGGAGUUGAUGGUGUUAAAGAAAUAUUUAAUGCUGACGAAGCGACCAGCAACAAAAAUUUAGAGCGCUACAUAUGCAAUAUCAUUAGGAGAUGUGAUUAUGUCUACUUUGAUCAUACUAAGGAUGCAAAGAAUUCGACAGCUUUCUUCAGCAGUUUCUUCUCUAUGAAUGAUAAUAAUCAAAAAGAGCUUACGAUAUUGAACUUAAUCAAAAAUACGACCCCUUCGAGACAGUUGAGACCUCUCAAAGGAAUUGUAGCUGAGCUUAGAAGUACAAAAUCUCCCGCAGAAUUGCGUAUCAUGAGGAGAGCCGGCCAAAUUUCCGGGAGAGCUUACAAUCAAGCGUACGCUCGAAGGUUCAGAAAUGAAAGAACGUUGGGAUCCUUCCUAGAAUACAAGUUUAUCGAAGGUGGUUGUGAUCGUUCAGCGUAUAUUCCAGUAAUCGGAACUGGGGACAACGCAUUAUGCAUUCAUUAUACUAGAAAUGACGAUGUUAUGUUCGACGAUGAAAUGGUGCUUGUAGAUGCAGCAGGUGCCAUAGGUGGAUACUGUUCUGAUAUCUCAAGAACAUGGCCAGUAUCUGGUAAAUUUACAGAUGCCCAAAAAGAUUUAUACGAAGUUGUCCUAGCGGUUCAAAAGAAAUGUAUUGAAUUGUGUGCUGCCCAUAAUGUUAUUUCAUUGCAUCAGAUUCACGAAAAGAGUUUACAAUUCUUCAAGCAAGAACUGAAAAACAUUGGUUUGAGUAGUUUGAGCAACUGGGAUAUCAAUGAAAUCUACCCGCACUACAUAGGUCAUAAUUUGGGUUUAGAUGUGCACGACGUACCAGAAAUAUCCAGGCAUCAACCUUUGCAAGAGGGUCAAGUGAUCACUAUCGAACCUGGUCUCUACAUCCCUAAUGAUCCAAAAUACCCCGAAUAUUUCAGGAAUAUUGGAAUUCGUAUCGAAGAUGAUAUUGCCAUUGGCCUGAAUUCAUACACUAACUUGACGGUUGAAGCAGCUAAAGAAGUAAUUGACAUCGAAAACAUUGUUCAGCAUGGUGUUUCUACCAAAAUAGAUCACGACAUACCUCGUCCUCUUGAUUUCUAA
Molecule: messenger RNA, 1524 nt
Organism: Kluyveromyces lactis
Lineage: Eukaryota; Fungi; Ascomycota; Saccharomycetes; Saccharomycetales; Saccharomycetaceae
Gene: ICP55
Product: aminopeptidase
Exons: 1
Coding region: 1-1524 (507 amino acids)
Cellular component (GO): mitochondrion
Molecular function (GO): manganese ion binding; metalloaminopeptidase activity
Source: RefSeq, a predicted model, not a curated record